Microthlaspi erraticum is the source of this 1788-nucleotide messenger RNA. The record is from the annotation of a GenBank genome assembly. NCBI's taxonomy places the organism in Eukaryota, Viridiplantae, Streptophyta, Magnoliopsida, Brassicales, Brassicaceae.
AUGAUGCUAAUUGAAGAAAUUUUGAUCAAUGAUGAGUAUUGGAUGAUAGUCAAAAGCACGCUUGGAAUUGAAAAGGAGGGAGGUCAAGAAAAAUACCUCGGAUUACCAGAGAGCUUUGGACGCCGGAAGAAAGAUGUCUUUACAUUAAUAGUUGAUCGCAUCCGCCAACGAUCGAUCAAAUACUCCUCAAGAUUUCUGUCUAGUGCAGGAAAGUUGACAAUGUUGAAAUCAGUCCUCUCGGCAAUCCCAACCUAUGCCAUAGCGAAAGAACAGGGAGGACUAGGAUUUAGAGAAAUCCAAAGCUUCAACGAUUCCCUCUUAGCGAAGAUAAGCUGGCGAAUAUUCCAAAAUCCUUCCUGCCUUCUCAGUAAAAUCCUCAUCGGCAAAUACUGCAAGUUCCAAGACUUCCUCCAUGUCCCCAUUAAAACCUCGACCUCUCACGGAUGGCGUGGGAUCCUAAUUGGACGAGACCUCCUAGUACACCAACUAGGCAGAGCGAUUGGGGAUGGACAAACCACAUCCCUCUGGAAUGAUCCAUGGCUCUCCCUGUCAACACCACUACGACCAACGGGACCCCCUAGAUCAUCUGACAAAGACCUACUUGUAUCAGAUAUAUUACUAGACCAUUCGAGGGAAUGGAACAGGGAGAAGAUUUCUGAAAUCUUACCUUUCCAUCUGGAGGAGAUCCAAGCCCUGCGGCCAAGUAGAAAUGGAGCGUCGGAUAGCUUCAUCUGGCUCCCAACAAAGUCAAGGGAGUACUCGGUCAAAUCAGGAUACCAUCUAGCUAUGGAACUAAAGGAGACUCAGAACCUGCAACAGCCACAACCAAAAGUGAAUUGGAAUGCGGACAUUUGGCAAAUAAAGGCUUCACCAAAAAUGAAGGUGUUCUUAUGGAAAAUUGUACAAGAAGCUUUACCUCUUGGUGAAAACCUUCUCAACCGAGGAAUCAUGGAAAAUCCCUGCUGUGUCCACUGUGGAGACCUGGAGACAACUGAGCAUUUGUUCUUCCACUGUAGCUUUGCGCAGGAAGUUUGGAAGUUAGCCCCUUUCUCAAUCAGCAUCGAUCCCCUCCUUAUCCAAUCCUUCACGAGCACCUUACCAAUCGCUAAAACUUGGAUCUGUCUCCCACCAACCGGAGUAGGCUCAGGAACCCUCUUCCCCUGGAUUGUUUGGGCCUUGUGGAAAACGAGGAAUCAACUAAUCUUCGAGGAAAGAACCUUUACACCUGCAGAAACGAUGAUUAAAGCAACAGUAGAAGCAAAGGAAUGGCAACUAGCCCAAUUGGGAAUCAACGUGAUAAAGAAGAUAUACAUACCCAAUAGCCGGACCAGGGACCCCCCAAACACAAUUGAUUGUUUCACCGAUGGAUCCUGGACAGAGGAACAUCGUAUCGGAGGUCUAGGCUGGAUCUUCACAAGGGCCACCGGAGAACGCCUGGAUCAAGGACAGGAAGCGGAGCGCUUCGUCUCAUCACCCCUAAUGGCCGAAGCCCUGGCGAUUAGAUCGGCCCUUAACCACGCACUGGAGAUUGGAAUUGCAUGCAUCCAUCUCAAAUCUGACGCUCAAGUACUCAUUCGAGCUAUCUCAUCGCAAGAGCAGAUCUCAGAGAUUUAUGGAAUUCUCUUUGACAUUAACGCUCUCGCAUCUAUGUUCACUUCGAUUUCAUUCAGUUUCAUUUCCCGAUCAGAAAAUUCUUUGGCCGAUUCCUUAGCCAAAGAUGCAAAAAGUCGACUUGUGGCUUUAAUUUCGCAGAGGGACCCACUUGUCUUUGUAGCUGGAAACGUUUAA